CUCUUCUUUCAUUUCCUGGAUUGCUUUAGAAGUUUUGUGUUGUUGUUGAUUUUUAACCUUGUCUUGGAUCUCAUUGAUCUUCCUUGUAAUCCAUGCUUUAGAUUAUGUAUCUGUUCUUUCUGAGUUUCCAUUUUGGCUAUAGACCACUGCUGGAGAGCAAGUUUAAUCCUUUGGUGGUGUCACUAUAUUCAGAUUUUUCAUGGUGCCAGAAUUCUUUCACUGGUUCCUUCUCAUUUGGAGAUGCUGGCAUUUUAAUUUUAUAGUUAUUUUCAUAUGGGUAGGAUUAUGUAUUUUUCUUUCUUUCCUUAUAAUAUUAUUGGGAUUUUUUCUUUCCCUUUCCCUUUUCCCCACUCUCUAGAGAGUGUGACUGUAAAGAAUGCUGGGUAGGGUCUUUUGGCUUUGAUUCUAUAACCCUAUGCACUUCUGCCAGCAGGUUUUAUAUUGGGCUGUUCAACCUACGAGCCAGUAGAUGGUGCUGAUAGCUAAGAGCCUGCUGUGGCCAAUGACUGGGUUUAUACUUGAUCAUUGUUUACUGGGAAAAACUGUUACCUCAGGCAAUGAGCUGAUUCAUGAAGUUCACAGUGGUCUGAGCUCCCUGCUCAGACACAGGGAGGUAGGGGCCAAAAUGGGCAGAGCUGGACUGAGCAGGUCCAACUACAGGUUCCCUGAUGGCAGGCACAAGCACCAGCACCAAGAGAGAAUGCAGUGGGUAGCCACUGCCAAGCACCCAGAGGUGCUUGGAAAAUUCCCUUGACCCCAAGUUUCCUGUACAGGGAUGGGAGUGGCCUAAACUACUCCAGGAGAGUGAGUGUUCCAGAUGCCUGGACAUCUAUCUGAACAUGAAGCCCAAUGCACCCAGAUCUAUGCACAGGAAGGGUGGGUGGCUCAGGCUGCUGUUCCAGGCAAGCAAGUAUUCCAAAUGCGUGGAGAUCUGCCUGAGCAUGGAGGAGAGAGGGCCCCACUGUACCAAGAUCUCUGUGCAGGAGGGUUUGGGUAACUCAGACUGCUGAUUAAGGCAAAUGGGUACUCUGAAUGUCUGAUAAUCUGCCUGGUCAUGGACCAGAGAGGAACUUGCUGCACCAUGAUCUAUGUCUUGGAAGAGUGGGGCAGCUCAGGCUGCUGAACCAGAUGAGCAAGUGCACCUAAUGCGUGGAGAUCUGCAGGGGUACAAAAUGGAGAGGGCCUCCCCACACCCAGAUCUCUGCACAGGAAGGGUAGGGCAACUCAGGCUGCUAGUCCAUGUAAGCAGAUGCUCCAAAUGCCUGGAGAUCUGCCCACAGGUGGAGUGGAGAGGGCCGCCUUGCACCACAAUCAUGCAUGGGAAAGGUAGGACAACUCAGGCUGCUGAUCAAGGAAGAGAGUGCUCCAGAUACCUUGAGAUCUGCCUGGGUGUGGAGCCGAGAGAGCCACGUUGUACCACAGUCUACGUCUAUGAAGGGUGAGGCAGCUCCCACUGCUGGUCCAGACAAGCAAGUGCUCCAAAUCCUUGGAUUCUGUCCAAGGGUAGAGCAGAGAGGGCUCUGCUGCACCACAAUCUCUGGGGAGUACACUGGGUUACCAUGCAAUGACAUAUGCAGACUGGUUCCAGGCCACCAUGCUAGCCCUGGCUGCAAGUCUCAUCACACAGAAGAAACUGUAGCUGUGGCAGUUCUCCUCCCACCUCAGGCCUGCAAAGGGAGGGAGCACAAUCUCAGCACCUAUUGCUGAGGCCCUUUGUGCAGUUCUGGCUAUGGAGACCCCUACCCUAAGCCAGAGCAGGUGCUCCAAUUGCUGACUCGAGACUAAAAUGCCUGUGUGGCCACAGUGCUAGGUCACCAAAGAAUGGCUGACUUUGUAUGUGUCUGAUUUAAAAAUGGUACCCUGCUCUCAGUCCUGAGUCUUGGAAAAUGUUUGCAACUUUUCUCUGUGUCUUUUCCUCACAGCAUUUCCAAGCCACUUCCCCAAGUUAGUUCCAGGGCUUGUGAGAAACAAAGUGCUCUCCCUCAGCCUGGGUCGCUUGGAUCCCAGGUGGAAAGAAAGAGCCUCCUGAUCUAGUCACCAAGACUGCCCAUGACCUUCAGCUAUGUACCCCAACCCUCUCAUUUAUUGCACCUGCUGGGACCCCUGGAACGUGGGACCACGGAAGCUAAUCAAGACCACUCAGCUACCACGAAAGAACCCCACAGGGAGGUCUAAGCAAACUCCUCUCCUACCAGCUCCAAAAAACCACAAUUACCUCCAACCAACAAAACCUGUUUUUUCCCCAAAAGUGAAAAGCCAUUUAGCAAGGCAAGAAGCGAACAAUAAAUCAUUUUAUGAAGUGAUCAACGUGUCACCUGGCUAUCAGCUUGUUCAGAAUCGGGAACAGAUUUCUGUCACCUUAGGGGAUGAGAUGUCUGAUAGGAAAAAGCAGUGGGAAUCAAAGAUCCUGGACAAAGGUGGAUUUAACAGGCCCAACAUCAUUUCUGACCUAGAAGAGCAAAUCUCAGAGCUGACAGCGAUAAUUGAACAAAUGAACAGAGACCACCAGUCUGCCCAGAAAUUGCUCUCCAAUGAAAUGGAUCUCCGCUGUGCUAAGAUGAAACAGAACUUUGAAAACAAGAACAGGGAGCUCAAAGAGGCCCAUGAAGCAGAGCUCAAUGAGUUGGAGAACAACUACAAAGCAGCCUUGAAGGCGGAGAAGUUGGCUGCCCAAGAGAAGCUAGAGGAGAUGGGAAAAGAAUACAAGUAUUUGAAGAAUAUGUUUCGUAUGUAUCAGGACAGUAUUUAUGAUGAAAUGGAAGAGAAGUGGUCAAAACAGAAGGCAAAAUGGGAGAAGGAUGAGAAGUUGGAGCGAGAAAAGGUCCUGCUACAGCAAAAAAAAGAGAUGACCAAAAAAUUUGAGAUGGAAUCAGAAGAAGAAAAGAAGAAAAUAAAUGAAUCCUGCAGUGCUGUCUUUGAGAAUUUCAUUCAAGAGAAGGAGGAGCUCUUGAAACAACAUGAAAGUGACACCUUGCAAUUAGAAAAGCUGAGAAAAACCAAAGAGGUCAUAGAGGAAGAACUGCAGAUGCAAGCUUUUAUCCUAGAGUCCCUUAACACAAAUCUCCACUAUACCCAGUUGGAACUCCAGAAAGAGAAAGCUACAGUGGGAAAUCUGGAGAAAACGCUUCAGACCAAGCUUGCUGAAGCUGAAGAAAAGUAUAAGUACACCAUACAGAUCCUGACGGAAGAGAACAUUCAUCUGAAGCAAAAGAUAAUGUCUAAGAAUGAAGAAAUUUAUGAAGGAUGUUCUGGGAGAUUGGCCCCUGUUACUGUUUCUAAGGAUGAUUCUGACACCAUGGAAGAUAGUAACAAGAAAGGACAAGAAUCACAAACAAAAAGCUGUUCUCCAGGGUUGAAGAUGGUAGGCACACCAUUUCUGUAGGCCUAGGAAACUCCUGUGAGGGUUUUCUUGAGAAAAUGCAUAUAAUGAGUUUAGUACUUGGGUUGCUCUGAUUCUAUUUUUGCUUUCUUCUGAGUGACUGAAAAUGUUUGAAUUCUCAUCUGAAUUUCACAGCUUAUCAUGAACACUUCAUUGAAAAAUGACACUCUCUGUACCGGGAGCUGAGCUUUCUCUGAAUUUUGUACUAUUUUUCUUCCACCCUUACAUAUUUCAUUAGAAAGAAACUGAUUUGAAGGCCUUC
Sapajus apella (tufted capuchin) is the source of this 3641-nucleotide messenger RNA. RefSeq names its product flagellum associated containing coiled-coil domains 1 (gene FLACC1). The transcript is spliced from 15 exons. The coding region runs from base 2063 to 3382 and encodes 439 amino acids. The record is from RefSeq and is a predicted model, not a curated record. Gene Ontology annotation, cellular component: cytoplasm; outer dense fiber; sperm fibrous sheath. NCBI's taxonomy places the organism in Eukaryota, Metazoa, Chordata, Mammalia, Primates, Cebidae.